Messenger RNA from Aspergillus chevalieri, 522 nucleotides. RefSeq lists its product as uncharacterized. The record is from RefSeq and is a predicted model, not a curated record. The transcript has a single exon. Lineage: Eukaryota; Fungi; Ascomycota; Eurotiomycetes; Eurotiales; Aspergillaceae. The coding region runs from base 1 to 522 and encodes 173 amino acids.
AUGUUCGCUGCAAUGAACCGGAAUAUUUUCCUUGCACCGCUUCUCUGCCUGCUGGUGACAGUGGCUCCCAGCCAUGCCGCCGCAAUCUUCCCCAUGUCACGGUCCGACCCUGCUUACGCCCACAAUGCUCCAUCGCACGCUGCCCCCGUCUAUGAUGAAAGUGAACAACCACUUACAUUCUAUCUCCUCUCAAGAUCUAUCUCUCCACGCACAAGUCCUGUAUCAGUCGUCACUGGACUUGCUGUCGGUAUCACAUUUGGUGUCAUCUUUCUCUUUUGUGUUGGCAUUCUGAUUCGGAUGGCCAUUACUCGUCGAAGACGGAAAGAAGCGGUAGAAAAGGCAGUGGAAGCAUCCCAGGCCAGGGACCCUAGCGCACAAGCAAGCGGUGCUGCGAUGGUUGAGCUAGAAGCGAAUGGGACAUAUACACAAGCUACACAUCAAGGACCGGCGAAUGGGCGGUUCCAAAGAGCAUCAAAUAAGAGACAGGAGGCACCGCAGAAUGAACGAUACGAGCUGGAGUGA